Messenger RNA from Tripterygium wilfordii, 563 nucleotides. RefSeq names its product 60S ribosomal protein L38-like. Gene Ontology annotation, cellular component: cytosolic large ribosomal subunit; ribosome. The record is from RefSeq and is a predicted model, not a curated record. Lineage: Eukaryota; Viridiplantae; Streptophyta; Magnoliopsida; Celastrales; Celastraceae. The transcript is spliced from 3 exons. Gene Ontology annotation, molecular function: structural constituent of ribosome. Gene Ontology annotation, biological process: translation; protein-RNA complex assembly. Bases 147 to 356 code for a protein of 69 amino acids.
AACAGGCCUAACGGGCCUCGAAAUCAAAUUAGGGUUCAGACUUUAGCGUCUACAUAUAUGCAGCCAGAGGUAGAACUUGGAAGAACCAGCAGCCGUCCCGUAGGUCUCCUCCUUUGAAGAAGAAGAAGAAGAGGGCGAGAACCAAAAUGCCGAAGCAAAUUCAUGAAAUCAAGGAUUUCCUUCUAACGGCUAGGAGGAAGGAUGCUCGUUCUGUCAAGAUCAAGAAGGGUAAGGAUGUUGUUAAGUUCAAGGUUCGCUGCUCCAGGUACCUCUAUACCUUGUGUGUAUUCGACACAGAAAAGGCUGACAAGUUGAAGCAAUCUCUUCCACCAGGUUUGAGUGUGCAAGAUCUAUGAAGAAAAUGAGUUGAGUGACAAAGUUUUCCUGGGUGUUUUGAGUUGCCAUUGAAAAUGUUAUGGUUUGAGUAGAACAGUUAUGUUUCGAUUUUAUGCUAUGAAAAUGGACACCUUUCUAUAUUUAUCUUAUUUGAUAUGUAGACUGGAAUUGGUUUUUGAAUGGAGUUGUUUAUUUGAUGAAUCUAAAGUUGUUGAUGUAAACCCCCU